Striga asiatica is the source of this 1430-nucleotide messenger RNA. NCBI's taxonomy places the organism in Eukaryota, Viridiplantae, Streptophyta, Magnoliopsida, Lamiales, Orobanchaceae. The record is from the annotation of a GenBank genome assembly.
AGAGACUAGAGAGAGUUCUAACUGAUGAUGAUAUACAUAUCACAUAAUAUUAUCAUCAAGAAUUAAUUUAACUUUAGUUUUGCUCCAAAUUAUAAAAUCAAAUUAUGAGCAUAACUGUGAAUGGUCAAUCCCAGGUGCCUCCAGGCUUCAGAUUCCACCCCACUGAGGAGGAGCUUUUGCAUUACUACUUGAAGAAAAAAGUUUGCUCUGAAAAAAUUGAUUUGGAUGUUAUUCAAGAUGUUGAUCUCAACAAGCUUGAGCCUUGGGACAUUCAAGAAAAGUGUAGAAUUGGGUCUACUCCACAAAAUGACUGGUAUUUCUUCAGCCAUAAGGAUAAGAAGUACCCAACCGGAACACGGACUAACCGGGCCACGGCCUCCGGGUUUUGGAAGGCCACGGGCCGCGACAAGGUGAUUUACGGGAGCUCGAGGCGUAUUGGGAUGCGAAAAACUCUCGUUUUUUACACGGGCCGGGCCCCACAUGGCCGGAAGUCUGACUGGAUAAUGCACGAAUAUAGGCUCGACAACAACAGUUUGAUCGCGAGUGGUGUGAUUUGUGACGAGUCGAAAAACGUGCGAAACACGAGUAUAGGCGACGGGACAAUGCAGGACGAAGGAGGGUGGGUCGUGUGCCGAGUGUUUCGCAAGAAAAGCCACGUCAUCAGCCACAAAUCGCUAGCCAACGCCAGCUGGCAAGCGGGCCCCACCAUGGACUCGUGUGGCGACGAGACGCUGGAUCAAAUCAUCCAGUCGAUGGGCGGAAGCCAGCUGGCGAACCACUUGAAACUCCCGAGCCUGCUUGAAACCCAAACCGCCAAUUGCUACCAACCGCAAAAACUACUUAACGGUCGUGAAGAAGUUACGAAAAAUCGUGAAGUCGAGCAGUCGGGAGUUAUUAAGGACUGGGCUGCCCUUGACCGGCUGGUCGCGUCUCACCUCAAUUGCCAGGCGUACGAUGCAGAAAAUGGUUCGAAAAACGAGCCCAACGAAUUUGGUCGUGAGAUUAAUGUCGAAAGCUCUGAAAUGAAUUUCUGCAUUAGUGACAAUCUUGAGGAGGAGGAUGAUAAGAAUGAGGCAUCUAAUGAGCUAAUUUGGAGCUAUGAACGACUGGGAAGCUCAUGUGAAACAAAUGCAUGGGUUAAGUGCAUUUUCCAGCAUGAGUUUUACCUUGAUGAGAACAAGAAACUAAUAUUGGCAAUUUUGGACAACCAGAAUCUUGGAAAACUUGCCGAAUGUGCACAUAUAGGCGACGGGACAAUGCAGGAAAAAGCAGAGUGGGUCAUGUGCCGAGUGUUUCGAAAGAAAAGCCACAUCAUCAGCCACAAAUCGCUAGCCAACGGCGACGCCGCCAGCUGGCAAGCGGGCCCCACCGUGGACUCGUGUGGCGACGAGACAUUGGAUCAAAUCAUCGCCAGCUGGCAAACCACUUGA